Molecule: messenger RNA, 1557 nt
Organism: Oncorhynchus masou masou (cherry salmon)
Lineage: Eukaryota; Metazoa; Chordata; Actinopteri; Salmoniformes; Salmonidae
Product: major facilitator superfamily domain-containing protein 4B-like
Exons: 10
Coding region: 1-1557 (518 amino acids)
Source: RefSeq, a predicted model, not a curated record
AUGUUUAUAGAAGAGCGGAUUAUAACACUAUUUAAAAGGAACUUUCACCACACCUGUACAUACUGGAGUGUGUUCUUCAGUUUUGGACUGUGUAUAGCCUUCCUGGGACCCACCAUAUUGGACUUGCAAUGUCAAACCCAGUCUACACUGAGCCAGAUCACCUGGGUCUUCUUCUCCCAGCAGUUCUGCCUGCUCAUCGGCAGCUCAAUCGGAGGGGUCUUCAAGAAAACGUUGUUCAGUGCUCUAGCUGCACUGUUCUUGUCCUCGCUACUCAUCUCUGUAAUAUUUGCCAUCAUCCCCCUCUGCCAUAAUGUGCUGCUGUUGGCUAUUGCCAUGGCUGUGUCCGGUCUGGCCAUGGGCAUCAUUGACACCAUCGCCAACAUCCAGCUGGUCGCCAUAUAUCAGAAGGACUCGGCUGUCUUUCUCCAGGCCCUCCACUUCUUCAUUGGGUUCGGGGCGCUGGUGAGCCCUCUGAUUGCUGAUCCCUUCCUGUCGGAGACAGGCUGCAGGGUGGGGAAUGUGACAGAAAAUGUGACCGAGAUGAUGCACCACUUCAGGAACACGCUGAGGAACAGCCCCAUGGUGAUGCAUAACGUGUCCGUGAACCACCUGCCCCUAGCAGAGGAGCCAGAGGAGUCCAUCGUGUCCUACGCCUUCUGGAUCAUGGCAAUGAUAAACCUGCCAGUGCCAAUGGCAGUGUUAUUCCUGAUGUACCAGGAGCAGUUGAUCUCCUGCUGCCGCAGCACCACACCUCUUUUGCUGGACAAAGACGAGCUGUCCAUGGAGAACCAGGGGGCCGAGGGGCCUGACACAGAACCUAAAGACCAGGAGGAGGGAGGAGGUCAUGGGGAUAUCUUCAGCUGCUGUCAGAAUAACAACCUGCGUGAGUUGCCUGUGUCCUUCUUUGGGAUUCAUAUCGUUGGUGGAAUGGUCCUGUUCAUGACCGAUGGUAUUGUGGGUGCGUAUGCAGGCUUUGUGUACACAUAUGCAGUGUCUCCCCCCAUUUCUCUACCUAAUAAGACUGCGGGAUACCUGGUUAGUAUCUUCUGGGCAGCCAUUACUGCAGGACGUCUGGUGUCCAUCCCUCUCACCUUCCGCUUCCAGCCCGUUCGACUGCUCAUGAUUAAUCUGGCUGGUGUCAUUGUCACAGUGUUGUUGCUGCUCGUCCUCAACAAAAGCAGUAUAUUCCUGUUUGUUGGGACCACUCUACUGGGCCUGUUCCUCAGCAGCAUCUUCCCCUGUAUGCUGGCUUACACUGAGGACAUCCUGGACUACCAAGGAUGUGCAACCUCAGUUCUGGUAACAAGUGCUGGGAUGGGAGAAAUGGUCAUGCAAGUCGUUGUUGGAUCGAUCAUCCAGAGUGAAGGCAGUUAUAGUUUCCUGCUCUGUGGAAUGAUAAUCGGUUGUAUGGGCUCCAUCCUCUUCUUCGGGUUGCUGUUCUUACAUCGCAUGCACAGGAAAUACCUCACUGGAACCUCAGUGAAGUCAGCCAUGGUGGAGGAGCUCCCACCAGCAGCAGUAGUAGACAGUAAAACAGAACAGAAGGAGAGUAGCUGA